Messenger RNA from Amphimedon queenslandica, 3880 nucleotides. RefSeq lists its product as uncharacterized. The record is from RefSeq and is a predicted model, not a curated record. The transcript is spliced from 8 exons. Bases 3080 to 3787 code for a protein of 235 amino acids. NCBI's taxonomy places the organism in Eukaryota, Metazoa, Porifera, Demospongiae, Haplosclerida, Niphatidae.
CAAGGAUCAAAAUGGCUGUCAGUGGUGAGCCUCGAAACGUGUUCCUGACCCGGGGCUAUGGGCUUAUGGCACGAGCAAGGAAAGAAGAAAGUUAAGGAGUAUCAGCUAAGAAAGGACACAGUUCUUAUCAGGGGCAGCUAUGGUAACUACAAGGAAGUUAACACUCCUUUUCUAGUAUGAUUUAAUAAACUUAGUUAACCCUUUUGAUGUGCACUCUCAAUCUCCCGGACUAUUGCUUGACUUUCCUUCUGGUCUCCUAUGAAACAUAAACACAAUCGCAUCCUUCAACAACAUUGACGAGGAGUUACUUAAUACCUGUGGUCGUCUUAUUUUUGAGAGUAUUAAAACGAAUGAUGAUUAGCUCAAAAACCUAUCAUUCCAGUUACUCAUGUAUGCCAACUUAAAGAAAUAUUGUUUCAAAUUAUUGGUUUGGAUCCCCUGCCCUCUCCCCUUCCAGUCCAUUCACUUAUACAUGUAAAUCUAUUAGUUGUUUGGAUACUCUUUUUAAAGACUCCGAUCUCUAGCACAUGGUAUUACUCAUAUCACUUGGUAUCUCGAGAAAGAAUAUCAACAAAAUGAGGUUCAAGAGACCCUUACAAUGUUAGAGAGUGCCUAUCAGAACUUCACCACUCACUAUAAAGAGGACUACUGCAAGUGUCAUCAGCUUUUGGGAUUAUUGGUUUUAUCAGAUUUCUUGAAGGCUAUUUCAUCAUUCUUGUCACCAAACGAAAACCGCAAGUUAUUAUCAUUACCAUGACAACAGGCUCCUCCCCACACAGUGUUACUAAUAUUGAUGGUCAUAUAUUGUAUAAGAUUGAAGACACUGCCAUGCACUGUCUGUCAGCUCCUAAUGGUAGACCAGCUCAUCCUGACGAAUCAAAAUAUGUUACAAUAUUUCAAAAUGUUGAUUUUUUGUCCAGUUCUUAUUUCAGUUGCAGUAUAAUGUAUUCUUAUGACGUACACAUAACUCAUCACUCUCUUCAGUUCCAAAGAUGACUUCAGAGGGUCCUAUACCUCCUUCCUUUCUUAGGUUCAUAUGGAAUGAGAACUUACAGGAGAACCUUGAGAGCUUUGUACAGUCAAGUCGGAUACUGCAAUAUGUGGAUUCAUGUCACAAAUCAUUAUUGGCCAUGUACAUGUCUAAGAGAAGAUCUCCUGUAUGGAAGUAUUUUACAGCGGCAGAGGAAGACAGCGAAGCUGUUUGUAGCAUUUGCCAGACUAGAGCACCUUGAGGAGGACAGUCAGUGAAGUCAUUUUCACCCAGUAACCCACUUGAGAAAGCAUCCUGAAAAAUAUUGCAAGUAUGGCGAAGAUAAGGCAGCAUCGAGUGAUGUAACAAAGGCUAAGGAACCACAAAAGAAGCAGAUGACGAUUCAAGAAAGCAAUGACCUAAGUAAGAUGCUAUAGGGAAGUGGAUGGAGGAAGGGAGUGUUGAUCUAACUGUUACUCGUGUUAAUAUGCUUGAUGCUCCUGGAGCUGGUAAAACCUGUUCACAGCUCCUCCUACUGAAUGAAGACCCACCCACUAAUGACACUAGUACACCCAUUGCCUGCCCUGCAGUUAGGGCUACAACAGUUGCCGUUUGCGAUAAAACAAUUUGGAAUUGAGUUACUCGAGCCAAUUUACUUGACCAGUCAGUAGCGGAUUUGGAUGCAGUUUCAAAGGAAAAGAAAACAAAAGAGCCUCCCCUGCCUGUAGUCUUCUCAUUGCCAAAUAUUACUCAACCAGCAACAGAAAUACCACCAGAUCCAUCUCCCACUCCACAGAAGAAGCCUGAUCAAGCAGUUUUAUCAGAGACAAAAGUUAUCAAAGAAGACAAAGAGUAUCAUACCGAAGCAGUCGUUCAGGAAAUUUUAGCCACUCAACCAAAAGAGAUUCAUAAAAGUGAUCAUUGGCUGUACAUUAUUGAUUCCGGUGGUCAGCCAGCAUACCAGGAGUUACUGCCUUUAUUCACUAGAGCAGCUUCUCUCAAUAUCAUAACACUGGACCUUUCAAUGAGAGAUUUGACCUGAUGUACAGGAUCGAUGGACAAUACUUUUCAUGCCACUCCAAGUCAACUCAGUUAGCAUUCUUCCAGUCCUCAGUUUCGAAUGGAGCUAGUUUUAAGCCUCUUGAUAUUUCCUGCAUCUCCAAGAAACCGACGCACUCCAUGCAUCUUGUAUUGGGAACGCAUUAUGACAAAGUAAGCAUUGCUACUCUAAAAGAAAAGGAAGAGAUUCUAAAGUCUUCGAUAUCUUUGUUGGAAUCUUACUUGCAAAAUUGCAUUAUUCAUCAAUCUGAUGAUGAUUCUAUCAUAUUUCCUAUCAACAUGAUUGCUGCAUCAGAUGAAAGAGCUAAAUACAGUGAAGAGAUUUGCAAGGCAAUAUGGUUAGAUGGUUCUGAUGCUUCACUCAAAAUUAGGCUACCAAUUUGAUGGUUUGCAUUUGAGCUGUCUUUGCCCGAGCAGAGUAUUCUAUCAGUUAAGGAAGCUUUAUCUAUUGGAGAAAGAUACGGGACAAAUGAGGAAGACACUAAACAAGCUUUGAGAUAUAUCCAUGACGUCAGUCUCAUGUUAUAUUGUCCAGAUAUUAUGAAAGCUGUAUUUAUCGAUUCUAUGCCAAUCCUUGAGAUUCUCUCACAAUUAUUAGCUCUUACAUACGUCGCUGAUAAAAAUGCCCGAUCAUUAAUAUUAAUUAACCCAGUUUCUUGAACCGUUGCUAAUAAUCUCCAGGAAGGAUUUUUCAAUGAAGAUAUUUUUGAGCAUUUGAAGUCAAAGUCUGUCAUAUUUUCCUUGCCAGAGUUCCAGUUGUGUGACCUAAUCAGACUCCUCCUUCAUCUUAACAUCAUCACCAAACUAGAAGAUGAGUCAAAGGGACACUACUUCAUUCCUUAUGCUCUUCCUUCAUACAAUGAACCUGUUUCAAUUAAGGAGACUAAUGCUAAGCCACUUCUUAUAGUCUGGAGGGAAGAGAAGAGUGAAGAGAUCCUGCCAGUUCCUACAGGAUCGUUCCCUUUAACUAUCAUACACCUACUCAACCAGAAAGAAUGCAUUACUAAAAUUUCUCCCUUGACGCCAGAGUAUUACAAAUUUCGAGAUGCCAUGUCUCUCAAGAUUACCUUCAAAAGGAAGGAGGACACACUUCACCUCAUCAACCGUUACACUCAUAUUGAAGUAUACUUUACUGGUCCUACCCAAUACUUUCCAUUAGUACGUAAGCUACUCACAACAGCUAUUGAUAAUAGCAGUGAUGCCAUGCACCUCAAGCAUAAUUACAUCAAUGCAUUUGCUUGCCCUACAAAGAAGAAUAGCUGCUACUGUGUUGUUAGAUCCAGUGAAGAUGGUAAUAUUGUCAAUUGUACAGUUUGUUCUGUGUCAGCUACUAUUACUAGUGAUCAUUGGUACUGGUUUGAAUCUGGACCAGUUGAGAGUAACAAUGGAACACAAAUAAAGCAAGUUAAUCAUCAGUCAUCAGAUAAAAACAUUUUGGACAAGGAGCCUAAAUUAAAGGACCUCCAUAGGCUUUUUGAUAGUUCUGCUGCUCAUUUUUUAACUAUUGGUACUGCACUUGAUGUUGAAGUGGAUGACUUGUCUCAUAGUGAAAAGUCAACCUCUGAUAAGCUACGGGCAGUUUUCAAGAGAUGGAUAGACUCCAAUGAAGGAGUGACCUGGAGGAAUGCUCUUCAAGUUUGUGAAGAUUAUCCUAAAAAAUUUGGAAAAGUAAAGGCUGGUGUUGACAAAUUUCUUGAAUCAGAUAGAGCUCUUAAAGAAUAUUUAAAAUCAAUAUUUUUGUCCUUUCAUCCUUUAUAAUUGCUGGUUAUAAUGCAUUGCGGCAUCUGCUAUUAUUAUUAUUUUUGUUAUUUCAAUUGCUCAAAAAAUGAUUUUUGUCUCUUUUUAUAUUAA